AUGCAUGGCUGCAAGGCAGACGGAGAUCUCGACGACUCGGGAUUCACUCGGCCGAUGCCGCUGAUCGGCCUCUACAUCGCCUCCGUUUCUCUGGUGUGCGCCGUGCUGAUGGGCCUUGACCUUGUGGAAGGCCUCCGCCGCCGCAGGUUCUGGUUUCCCAGCCGAUUCUUCUCCCUCAACGCUGCCACUCUCACUUUGUUAGGGGUUGCCGUGAAGCUGCCGGUGGACAUCAACACCGCCAUGCCGGGCCGCUGGGACCAGCUCACGAAGCUCAGCGGCACUGUCCUCGUCUGCACGGCGAUGGGGAACGCCAUGCCUUCUCUCGGGGUAAAGAACUGCGCCUUCUCCGAUACCUUCGCCCUCGUGAUUCUUGUGAUCACCGUCAUCGCCAACAUGGUCACUGAGAUGAGCACCGGUGUCAUCUACGUUUUCUGGUCCGAGCACAUCAUUGUCAUGUCGAUCAUGCUGGUGCUCCUGGCAAUCACCAUCUCCUCCGCUCUGUUCGUGUCUACGACGAAACACUGCUUGGGGAAGAAGUAUGAUUUCAUACGCGGGGAGAUCGGAGAUGAUCCCGAGAUUUCGGUCGAAUGCCUGGAAAGGUGUGUGGAGAAAUAUUCCUUGAUGGCGUACGCAUCGAAUUCCCAGCAUGUUCUGGGCCGUUCCGCGACCUGCGCUGCUUCGGGAGCGUUCUGUUUUCUGGCUGUUCUAGUGUUCGUGAGAGCUGUCACCAUAUCCCUCCUCGGGGAGUCCCGUGGCUUUUGCAGCGGUGAGUCGGACUACAAGUGGACCACCUCGGUGGUCCUCCUCAGUCAGGCCCUGUCGAUCUUCAUUGGCACAGCCGCUCCGGUGUCCAGGUAUCUUGUCAGCUCCAGGAAUCAACAGAUGGUAGGGCGGAGCGUGGUCACAGUCGAGGAAUAUUGGGUCGGAAGGCUGAAAGCGUGGAGGGACUCUCCUCUGUUCCGUGGUGUCCAUCAAUGGUCGUUCAUGCCCAGGAUUGCUUGGUACGGUUUCAGAUGGACCAUGAACACGCUAAUUGCCGCUCAGGCUGCCGUCGUGAUCUUCUGCAACCUCGUCUCUCUACCCUCAGUGUGGCUCGUCUUAUGUGUGACCACUCUCUGCCGGAUGUGUUCCUCGUUGGGGAGGCAGCGGCGUGAAAGAGACCUGGAGGCCUCUGAAGUAAGCGGCGGCGGGAGGGGCGCUGCUUCAGAUGCGAAGGAGCUCUCGAGGUUCGUGUUACUUCUUGAAGGGGAAGACCAGCUUGCGGCGCCGAUCAUGAGAAGCGGUCGCUGGGAGACGCAGAAUUCUUUCAAAAAGGGCCGGAAGAGGCGGCCGAUGGGGCUGGUGGAUACUCUAAGGGAGCAUUCCUCGGUUGGCUUCCGGAGAGUCGGGGAGUUUGGGAUCAUCUCCUCCGACGAGGCGCACCAAGACCUGCCGGAACACAACUCCUGGGCCCUGCCGACGGUAGCCUUGGCAAGUAUCGUGUUCCUCAUCCCGGGGGUCGAAUGUGGAUCAGUGAGAUCGCUACUGCGCGGCGUUGGUGAAGGCCUCAAAUAUGUCCGACUGGUCGACAAACACCUCGACGAGCACGGGCUGGUGAAUGCAUCGGAGGCGGCAGACAUCCUGUGGGAGAAGGUCGAUCUGUUCGGCGGGUGGCUCUUCAGGAAACUGCACGAAUCCACGGGGGUGAAAGGUGAGGUCGGAGUUAAAGAGAUACUAGAGGGGCUAGAGAAAAUGGGAAAGGACUGCAUGGAGCGGGAACUGAGUAGAGGCCGGAGAGGAGGGCGAACUUGUCCGUGGGAUUGGCCGCCGAAGGCGUUAGCGGGGUAUUAUUUGCAGAGAAUCGGUCGUGCGAUUCGGCAGCGCGACGGCAAGGAUUUGGAGCCGGAGGGCCUUUUUCGGUGGCUAUGCGAGACGAUCGCCGACGUGCUGGGGGCCUGCCUGACGAACCUCCCGCGCGUGGUCUUGAUGGAGUGCAUCUGCAGCGGAGAGGAGGAGCGGGAGGAGGGAGUCCGGGAAGCCGCCCUCUUGCUCGGGGAGUCUCGAGAGCUACUGAGAUUUCUCGAGGAAAAGGUUGAAGUUGACGGUCACAGGUACCCUCAUCGCGAUGUACGGCACAGAAUAGACGCGUGGGCGUCUCGACCAGAGCCGGACAAUCACCACAUCUGA
Molecule: messenger RNA, 2166 nt
Organism: Spirodela intermedia
Lineage: Eukaryota; Viridiplantae; Streptophyta; Magnoliopsida; Alismatales; Araceae
Source: the annotation of a GenBank genome assembly